CAAUUUUCUAUUUAAGCGAGUGCAUUCCAUCGUUGUAUGUAUUCAAAAUUAGAUCUCCUUUUAAUUGCUAAGAAAAAAAAUCUCCUGUGUAUUGCAGAGAGCAAAGACAUGGCUCAGCAGACUCUAAGUGGCAAAGUGGAGACCCAGAUACAGAUUCAAGCACCUGCUGCCAGGUUCUACAACAUCUUCAGAAAGAAGCUUAAUCAUCUUCCAAAUAUGAGUGCAGAUGUACAUGGAGCUAAAGUGCAUAAAGGAGACUGGGAAAAUGUUGGUUCUGUCAAACACUGGGACAUUACUAUAGAAGGUAAGAAAACAAUUGUAAAGGAGAAAAUUCAAGCCGUAGAUGAUGAUAACAAGCUAAUCACAUACAGCCUCUUUGAUGGUGAAAUCAGUGAGGGCUACAAGAGUUUUAUUAUGACAUUACAAGUUACUGAUAAGGAAAUCGGUGGGCUUGUGAAAUGGACUAUUGAAUAUGAAAAGCUCAAGGAGAACAUCACAGCUUCAUCUCCUGAUACUUUCUUGGCCUUCGCUACUACGGUCACAAAAGAUAUUGAUGCUAAUCUCGUUGAGGGUUAAUCAUCAUUGCAAAUUCAUGAGGUGGUUGGACCUAACCAAUUAAUUCAAAGCUCAAAUAAAUAUAUUAAAAUAAAAGUAAAUUAAAAUAAGACAUCAAAUCUCAUAUUGAAAUUACUUCAAUAUUGUGUUACACUUUUAUUUUGUUGCAUAUAUGUAAUAGGCAUGUGCAUGUGUUCAUGCCAAACUUAAAAUAAGAUAUUGCUUUCUAAAGCAUCGUGUUGUAAUAUUUGCUGUGUGAUGGAUUUGUACUGAGUGAUAUUUGGAUCAGAGUCAAUAUCCAUGUUUAUCUGUAAUGGAAUGUAUGUUAAUUAUUUCGGUAAUUACUGCUA
Lotus japonicus is the source of this 905-nucleotide messenger RNA. RefSeq names its product MLP-like protein 43. The coding region runs from base 37 to 576 and encodes 179 amino acids. Gene Ontology annotation, biological process: defense response. Lineage: Eukaryota; Viridiplantae; Streptophyta; Magnoliopsida; Fabales; Fabaceae. The transcript is spliced from 2 exons. The record is from RefSeq and is a predicted model, not a curated record.